This is a messenger RNA of Leptosomus discolor (cuckoo roller), 538 nucleotides long. Lineage: Eukaryota; Metazoa; Chordata; Aves; Leptosomiformes; Leptosomidae. The record is from RefSeq and is a predicted model, not a curated record.
AAAUAAAAUAGUCAUCACAACAUUUCUGCUCCUGGAAUUUGGGGAUAUCCCAGAAAUGCAAUCUUUUCUCUUUCUUCUUUUCUUGGUGAUCUAUGUUGUGACUGUGAUUGAUAAUAUCCUCAUUUUUGUUUUGGUGGUGGUUGAUCAGCACCUCCACAAACCCAUGUACUUCUUCCUGUGCAGCUUGUCCUCCUUGGAGACCUGCUACAGCUCUACUAUCCUGCCCAGGAUGUUUCCUAGUUUUCUGACUGGGGUAUGUGCACUACCCCCUUUCCUACUAACCCUGGUGUCCUACAUGUGGGUCAUCGCCAGUCUCAGAAUAUCUUCCACCACUGGGGUGCAAAAGGCUUUUUCCACCUGCUUUUCGCACCUCGUUGUUACUACAGGGUUUUUUGGUGGGACUCUAAGAGCACUGAAUAAAGUCUUCUCAGUUUUCUAUGCUGUUGUGACUACACUGCUCAACCUCCUCAUCUACAGUCUGAGAAACAGAGAGGUGAAGGAUGCUCUGAGUAAAGUAGCCAGGAAAUGUGUUUCCUAG